UGUGCAAUGAAGUGGAGAAAUCCAGACGAUGAGUACGCCAAUAGGCCAAAUCUUCGGCGGGAAGAUGUUAAAAAGAUUCUCGAAUGGAUCUCCAAGCAGCCCCACCUGCCCAAGAUAUCAGAACUCGAGGCAAUCCUCUUCAUCCAUUCCUGCUACUACAGCUUGGAGCAAGCAAAGAAGACCAUUGAUGUUCACUACACAAUAAGGACUCAUUCGCCGGAAUUCUUUGCCAAAAGGGAUUCUUCUGCGAGGGAGAUUUUGGACAUGACGGACAUUCAACUACAAGUUCCACUUCCUGGCCUCACUCCGGAAGGCUACAAAAUAAUCUUCAUCAACCUUUUGGAUCAUGAUGCAAGCAAAUACAACUUCACAGCAUCCCUUAAAUUAUAUUCCUUCAUAAGCGACCUACACCUUUGGACAGAGGGCACAGCCGAGGGACACAUUCUCUUGGUGAAUAUGCAGGGAAUGAAUUUGGGUCACAUUGCUCGCCUGGGAUUGGUGCAGAUGAAGAAGUACCUCACCUACCUCCAGGACGCCCUACCGUUGCGCAUUAAAGGACUCUACUUCAUCAAUGCAAACAGUGUUACGGAUAAAUUGGUGUCAAUGAUGAAACCCCUUAUGAAUAAGGAGCUAAUAUCCAUUAUGCGUGUCUUCACCACCAUGGAAUCCGUCUAUAAAGUUAUCCCCCAGGAGAUAUUCCCCAAAGAACUCGGAGGAUCAUCAAAGUCCUAUGCUGAAUUGCAGCGCGACAUGAAGGAGGGUUUAGCGGCAAAUCGGGAUUUCUUCCUUGAAUUUGAGAAUCAACGAUGGGUGGAUGAGAGCAAGCGCCCAGGGAAGCCCAAAACAGCCAAUGAUUUGUUUGGAAUUGAAGGGAAUUUCAAGAAGUUAGACUUUGAUUAAUUUACUUUUCCUUAACUUUUGUCACAUGUUCAGAAUUUUUUUCUCCUUCAAUAUUUUACGUUUUUUUUUUUUUGUGGUAAAAAAUAAUUUAUAGAAAAAAUUCUCAGACUCUCCACAUGAGGAGGUUUUAUCGAAGAAAAUAAAAUUGUAUGUAUUUACACAAAUGAUUCCCCCGCAAAAUGCAAACACAGAAUCUUCCAAACUUGUAUGAGAAAGAACGAAUGAAUCAUAAUGUAAAAUUAAAAUAAAAGGGGUGAGAUAAUUUUUCAAAAAUGUCUCAAAGCAAAAGAA
This is a messenger RNA of Lutzomyia longipalpis, 1191 nucleotides long. Its product is annotated as retinol-binding protein pinta-like. Gene Ontology annotation, cellular component: membrane. Gene Ontology annotation, molecular function: phosphatidylinositol bisphosphate binding. The record is from RefSeq and is a predicted model, not a curated record. The transcript is spliced from 4 exons. NCBI's taxonomy places the organism in Eukaryota, Metazoa, Arthropoda, Insecta, Diptera, Psychodidae. Bases 7 to 900 code for a protein of 297 amino acids.